ACCGGAAGGGGCGUGACUUCGCCACUCCAAGGAACAAGAGAAAAAAAUCAAUACAUCUUAAUACAAAUAAUUCAACACACACAUCAUCUUUGAAAACAACUGGAGAAUACAAUUAAAACAAACAGUGUCAGAGAUCCGUUGAACACCAUCUCUGACACCAGUUCAACGAUGGUCUGGUGAGGACUGCAGAGGACCCUUAUCUGCCAUAGCAUCAACGUUAGCUCUGCUAGUCUUGCAGGCGUUGCUGAGUUGUUUUCGGUUCAAACUCAACAACUACAGAUAUCUACAUUGGUUGGUGUGAACACGACCGUUUUCCACCGUUUUCCACUUUGCCGAAUCCAGCUCGAAAUGACGGGGGCGGUGGCGGCUCCACAGAAAGCUUCGUGCACCAGGAAGAAAAACGAGAGGAAAUCUGCAAUCAAAGAGGAGUACAGGCAGCUUUCUAGCAUGCUGGGAGUUAUGAACAACCUGAGAAAGCAGGGUACCCUCUGUGAUGUGAUCCUGGUCGUUCAGGGAAAACAUUUCCAUGCUCAUAGAGUUGUGCUUGCUGCUGCCAGCCACUACUUCAACCUCAUGUUCACCACCUUCAACUAUUGGCUCCAUGGCCCUGACGGAAGCCAGCAUGCUCGAGUCCCUGUCCAAAGAGGUGGAGCUGCGCAGCGCAGAGCCGGAGAUCAUUGAGAUGCUGGUGGAGUUUGUCUACACAGCCCGGAUCUCUGUAAACAGCAGUAACGUCCAGUCCCUGCUGGAUGCAGCCAACCAGUACCAGAUUGAGCCGGUGAAGAAGAUGUGUAUAGAGUUCCUCAAAGGACAGGUCGACGCCACAAACUGCUUAGGUAUCUCUGCCCUAGCGGAGUGCAUGGACUGCCCCGACCUGAAGGGGGCGGCGGAGGACUUUGUGCAGAUCCACUUCACGGAGGUCUACAAGCUGGACGAGUUCCUGCAGCUGGACGUGGCGCAGCUCACCCACCUGCUGCAUCAGGACCAGCUCACCGUGCGCGCCGAGGCGCAGAUCUACGACGCGGCGAUGCGCUGGCUGAAGUACGACGCGUGCAACAGGCAGCGUCACAUGGUGGAGGUGCUGGGCUGCGUGCGCUUCCCGCUCGUCUCCAAGACCUUCCUGUCCAAGACGGUGCAGGCGGAGCCGCUCAUCCAGGACAACCCUCAGUGCCUGAAGAUGGUCAUCGGCGGGAUGCGCUACCACCUGCUGUCCCUGGAGGACCGGGAGGACCUGGGGGAGAGCAGCCGGUCGCGGCGCAAGAAACACGACUACCGCAUUGCCCUGUUCGGGGGCUCGCAGCCGCAGUCCUGCCGCUACUUCAACCCCAAGGACUCGAGCUGGACAGACAUACGGUGCCCGUUUGAGAAGCGCCGCGACGCCACGGUGGUGUUCUGGGACAACGUGGUCUACAUCCUGGGCGGCUCGCAGCUCUUCCCCAUCAAGAGGAUGGACUGCUACAACGUGCUGAAGGACAGCUGGUACUCCAAGCUGGGGCCGCCCACGUCACGGGACAGCCUGGCCGCCUGCGCCUCCCAGGGCAAGAUCUACACCUCUGGAGGCUCCGAAGUGGGCAGCUCGGCGCUGGACCUGUUUGAGUGCUACGACACGCGCACCGAGACGUGGAAGGUGAAGGCCAGCAUGCUGAGGGCGCGCUGCAGCCACGGCUCGGCCGAGGCCAGCGGCCUCAUCUACGUCUGCGGCGGCACCAUGGGCAACAACGUCUCGGGCCGUGUUCUCAACAACUGCGAGGUUUACGACCCCAGCACGCAGCAAUGGAGGGAGCUGUGUGGGAUGAGAGAGUCCAGGAAGAACCACGGCCUGGUGGUGGUCAACCACCGCCUCUACGCCAUCGGAGGCCAGGGAGCCACGGGCGGGCUGGACUCGGUGGAGUACUACGACAUCGCCAGCAACGAGUGGUGCGCCGCCGCGCCCAUGCCCUGGCGGGGUCUGACGGUCAAGUGCGCGGCGGUGGGCGACAUCAUCUACGUCCUGGCGGGCUUCCAAGGGGUGGGGCGGCUCGGGCACGUCCUGGAGUACCACACCGAGAGCGACAGGUGGGUGACGUACACCACGGUGCGGGCGUUCCCCGUCACCAGCUGCCUCAUCUGCGUGGUGGACACGUGCGGAGUGAACGAAGAAGAGGACAUGGACCUCGUAGACUCCCAGACCCACGCUGGUGCCAAGGCCCCCGCUCCCCCGGCAGCAUCGUCCUCGUUCUCAUCCGAGGAGAGGACGCCCAACCCCGGGGCCACUCCUGCACUACGUUAGCGAUACCUUUUUUCAAGCAUGAUUUGGAUUAAUGUUGUUUUCCAGAGUGUGUCAGUUAGUGAAUCACGGUGGUGUGGUGUCAGGGUACUGAGGGGUGCGGCUUCGCCUUUAUGAUCCUUGUUUUAACUCACAUGAGGGAAGUACUUUGGAAACUUGUAAAUCGUUAUUUUAAGUAGUUUUUUUUAUUUUUGGACUGAUGAAACUGAAUUAGGCAUUACAUUUUCCUUUUUGCUUAUAACUUUAUUGGUAUUGAGAGUCUAUACAUAUAAUCGUCGUCAGGAUUCAUUGUAAGGCUUGCGGAACAUUAUAUUUUCAUGGUUUUACGUUUUUUUUUGGUUAUUUGGCAGUGUAUUCAAAGUGCAUUCCUACACCCUCCUAACCAAAACUGGAGGGAGGGAUGGUGUGAUGGAGACCUGUUUAACAGAUUGCUGCACAAUAGAUUUUUUUAAUUAAAAACAUUAAAGAUACAAACAAUGAA
Molecule: messenger RNA, 2747 nt
Organism: Gadus morhua (Atlantic cod)
Lineage: Eukaryota; Metazoa; Chordata; Actinopteri; Gadiformes; Gadidae
Gene: klhl7
Product: kelch-like family member 7
Exons: 13
Coding region: 527-2269 (580 amino acids)
Biological process (GO): protein ubiquitination
Cellular component (GO): Cul3-RING ubiquitin ligase complex
Molecular function (GO): protein binding
Source: RefSeq, a predicted model, not a curated record